Molecule: messenger RNA, 1677 nt
Organism: Telopea speciosissima
Lineage: Eukaryota; Viridiplantae; Streptophyta; Magnoliopsida; Proteales; Proteaceae
Product: protein NRT1/ PTR FAMILY 6.2-like
Exons: 4
Biological process (GO): oligopeptide transport; transmembrane transport
Cellular component (GO): membrane
Molecular function (GO): transmembrane transporter activity
Source: RefSeq, a predicted model, not a curated record
GUAGUUGUUGAGGCAUGCGAGAGGUUCGCAUCAAUGGGAAUUACAGCCAACCUCGUGACUUAUGCAGUUGGGACGAUGCAUCUUCCUAGUGCAACUGCGGCCAAUAUCGUAACGAACUUUUCUGGUGCAGCAUACAUGCUAUGUUUGGUUGGAGGUUUCGUGGCAGAUAGUUUCUUAGGCCGGUAUUGGACAAUUACCAUUUCCACAAUGAUUGAAACACUGGGUGCUGCCCUUUUAGCAGUAUCGACCGUAGUGCCCGGAUUACAACCACCCCCUUGCAACGGAAGUACAUGCGUAGAGGCCAAUGGAUUACAACUUGGAGUUAUGAAUACUGCUCUAUACGUAAUGGCAUUCGGAGAGGGUGGACUUAAAUCCAAUGUAUCAGGUUUUGGAACUGAUCAAUUCGACGAGAACGAUAAGAAGGAAAAAUCUAAGAUGGAUUACUUUUUUAGUAGAUUUUAUUUUGUCAUCAGCCUUGGAACUCUUCUUGGUGUCACAGUGGAAAUCUACAUACAAGAUUAUGUCAGUCGAGGUUGGGGAUACGGUAUUUGUUCUAUUGUAUUCUUUAUUGGACUGAUGGGAUUUUUGUCCCGGACUAGAAAAUACAGGUACAAGAAAUGCAUGGGAAGCCCCAUUGUUCAAAUUCUCCAGGUUUUGGUGGCUGCUUUACGGAAGAGGAACCUCAAAUGUCCUAGUAUUGAUACCUUAUAUGAUGAUUCCACUGAAGCUACAAGAAUCCAUCACACAGACCAACUUUGUUGCUUGGAUAAGGCUGCAAUCAUAGACAAAAAUGAAACUGAGAUUAAUGGUUCUGUGAUUAAAAACCCUUGGAAACUAUGUUCAGUCACAAAGAUAGAGGAGGUGAAAAUGGUGGUUAGACUAAUGCCAGUUUGGGCUUCAACAAUCUUUUUUUGGACUGUACAUGCACAAUUGCUCACCUUCUCUGUGGAGCAAGCUUCAACAAUGCAUAGAUCAAUCGGGAACUUUCAAAUCCCGCCGGGAUCAUUCAAUACUUUCUAUAUUGCCGGCAUAUUGGUUUCUUCUGUUUUUUACGACCGGGUGAUCAUUACCUUUAUGAAGAGGUGGAAAGGGAAACAUGGUUUCACCAACCUGCAAAGAAUAGCCAUUGGCAUUGUCUUUUCAAUUGUGGCCAUGAUAGUUGCUGCAAUCGUGGAGACAAGACGGAUGUCUGUCGUUAGAUCUAUGGGUGGCAAUGUUACAACUUUGCCUCUAAGCUUCGUCAUAUUGAUCCCACAGUUCUUCAUUGUUGGCUUUGGAGAAGCAUUCAUGUACAGCGGUCAGCUUGAUUUCUUCAUAACCAGAGCUCCAAAAGGAAUGAAGUCGAUGAGCACUGGGCUUUUCCUCUCAACAGUGGGGCUUGGAUUUUUUGUUAGUAGCUUCUUGGUGUCCAUAGUCAACAAUGUGACAGGAACCCAAGUCGGCCGUGCAUGGCUACCCAGUAACGUAAACUAUGGGAAAUUAUACUAUUUCUAUGCUCUUCUAGCCGUGUUAGGCUUCAUAAACUUGGUAUUCUAUCUUCUUUGUGCCAUAUGGUAUACGAAGACGAUGAAAAAUGCUGUACAAAUAGAAAUCAUUGUUUCAAGUUCUGAAGAGGAAGAGAAACAUGCUGUGCAGAUGGAGGGCACCCCUACAGCUUCUGCAGAGGAAGAUUAUUAA